AUGUGGAAAGUCCGGGAGCUGGUGGAUAAAGCCACCAAUGUGGUGAUGAACUAUUCUGAAAUCGAGUCAAAAGUACGGGAGGCGACCAACGAUGACCCCUGGGGACCCUCUGGGCAGCUGAUGGGAGAAAUAGCAAAAUCUACCUUUAUGUACGAACAGUUUCCUGAAGUCAUGAACAUGCUCUGGUCCCGAAUGCUCAAGGACAAUAAGAAGAACUGGAGACGAGUUUACAAGGCUUUGCUGCUGUUAGCCUAUUUAAUCCGGAAUGGCUCAGAGAGAGUCGUGACCAGUUCCAGAGAACACAUCUAUGACCUGCGCUCUCUAGAAAACUACAACUUUUUUGACGAGAGCGGAAAGGACCAGGGUAUUAACGUGCGGCAGAAGGUGAAGGAGAUGGUGGAGUUCAUUCAGGAUGACGACCGGCUUCGAGAAGAGCGGAAGAAAGCCAAGAAGAAUAAAGACAAGUACAUCGGCGUCUCCUCGGACAGUAUGGGCGGCGGAGGCAACAGCUUCAAGAACUCCACGGAGCUGGACCGCACAAAGUGGGACGAGGACUGGGACAAAGGCAAAGGCGGGUUUCCCUUCAGCGAGAAGCUCGGCGAGAUCAGUGACAAGAUUGGCAGCACCAUCGACGACACAAUCAACAAGUUCAGAAAGAAGGAACGAGACGACUCUCCAGACAGAAUUAGUGACAACGAGGAGGACAGAGCUUCAAGAAACGGGCGACAAGACACUCUGGAGUUUAAAGACGAAGAAGAAACCGUGACUACAAAAAGCAUCCAGAUCACACAAGCCACAGAGACCACCACCACCACCACACGGAAACGCAGCGGGGGGUCUAGCAACAAGAGCCUGGACCUGGGGGCAGCUGCGACCUACACCGGGGAGAGGAGCCCUGAGGAGAAGUCUUCAGGAAAACCGUUGUCCAGUAGUUGUCUCGCCGACUUGUUGGAGAUCGACCCUUCCUCCAGGAGCAGCACAGUUACAGGUCAAGACCUCAUCGGUGGCUUUGCAGAUUUCUCCUCUCCUGCAGCCUCCGCCAGCCUUCCAACCUCCACAGCUGCUUCUGCCUCCACUGGAACUGCAGAUUUUGGAGAGUGGAGUGCCUUCUCUAAUCCCCCCACGUCAAGUUGCGGACCCGUGCAAACCGGCUCAGACCUGUUUGGCUCUGCUACGUCCACUCCAGCCCAGUCCGCCAGCUCCGUCCCCCCGUCUGCUGAGCUCUUUGACCUGAUGAGUGGACUCAGCAACGCAGUGCAGACGCCUCACGCCACCCUGAGCGCGUCCCAGAGCCUCACCUUCUCUCUGGGGGGAGCAGCAGCCGGAGCCUUGCCCAACAUGCACCUGUCCCGCUCCCAGCAGAGUUUAGGGAGCAUGAUGCCGCAGCAGACAAUGGGACAGCAGCAGACAGUCUGUGGUCCAGGAGCUUUGGGUUCAACCUGGUCCGAUCCCUCAGUCAACAUCAGCCUGGACUUUUUAUCAGCUGGUCUCAACCCCAACAAGACUCCGCCCACUCUCAACAACAUCAUGCAAGGCGUACCUCAUGUGAACCUUUUGGCCCAGAACUUUGGAGGACUGAACCUCAGCUCUCCUCCUCACACGACGCCCAUCCGACCAGCGGCCAACGCCAUGCUGUCCGGCAACUCUCUGGGCUUCGGAAUGCCCGCCUCUGCUCCUAUGCCGACCGGGAUGCCUGGAACCAUGACCUCGGGCUCCGCGGCGAUGCCUGGGAUCUCCGUGAACCAGGGCAUGAUGGGAAUGAACAUGAACAUGAAUCUGGGAGUGGGCGCCCCGGUGAUGAUGGGCGUUCCCCCAAUGGGCCUAUCACACUCCAUGACUCCAGCCAUGGUCUCACCCAAACAAGAUGCCUUUGCUAACUUUGGCAACUUUGGAAAAUAA
Messenger RNA from Knipowitschia caucasica, 1899 nucleotides. The record is from the annotation of a GenBank genome assembly. NCBI's taxonomy places the organism in Eukaryota, Metazoa, Chordata, Actinopteri, Gobiiformes, Gobiidae.